This is a messenger RNA of Sus scrofa (pig), 3566 nucleotides long. NCBI's taxonomy places the organism in Eukaryota, Metazoa, Chordata, Mammalia, Artiodactyla, Suidae. The record is from RefSeq and is a predicted model, not a curated record.
GGAAAAGUGGACCACUUCCGGCCUCCGGGGUCCGGGAAGAUUGCUUUGGACUGUCAGCAACCGAACCCCGAAGUGCUAAGGCAGCUUCUUUGGGGAGGAGAGGUUCCAGCCCGGGGCUCCAGGCCUCCGACCCGCCCGGUCGCCAGCGUGGCUGCUGGAGAUACUUUCAGGGCCAGGAAUAAGGAGCAUAGGUCGCCAUGGCGACGCCGGCUGGGCUGGAGCGCUGGGUGCAGGACGAGCUGCACUCGGUGCUGGGGCUGAGCGAGCGGCACGUGGCCCAGUUCCUGAUCGGUACCGCACAGCGCUGCGCCUCUGCGGAAGAGUUUGUGCAGCGCCUGCGAGACACUGAUACCCUGGACCUCAGCGGGCCAGCCCGGGACUUCGCCCUGAAACUCUGGAACAAGGUCCCACGGAAGGCAGUGGCAGAAAAGCCAGCUCGGGCAGCUGAGCGAGAGGCCCGAGCCUUGCUGGAAAAGAACCGAUCCUACAGGUUGCUGGAGGACAGUGAGGAGAGCAGUGAGGAGGCUGUAGGCAGGGCUGGGAGCAGUCUCCAGAAGAAGCGGAAAAAACGGAAACACCUCAGGAAGAAACGUCAGGAGGAAGAGGAGGAAGAAGAGGAGGAAGAAGUUCCUGAGAAAGGAAAGAAGACUACAGGGGGGAAUAAACCACAGACGGAGAAGCCAGAGUCGGAGGAUGAGUGGGAGCGGACAGAGCGAGAGCGCCUUCAGGACCUGGAGGAACGGGAUGCGUUUGCGGAGCGGGUUAGGCAGCGGGACAAGGAUCGAACUCGCAACGUCCUGGAGCGCUCAGACAAGAAGGCUUAUGAAGAGGCUCAGAAGCGCCUCAAGAUGGCUGAGGAAGACCGGAAAGCCAUGUCAUUUGAUUCAAGACCAGGAAGCGUGUCAUUGGGGUGGAAGAGUACCUAUUUUUGGCUUAUCCAGUGGUUUCCAGUUGUCUCAGUUGUUUUCAGUUAAAGACCUAUCCUUCCAAAUGCUGGUUCCUGAGCUGCGGAAGAAAUCCCGCCGUGAGUACCUGGCCAAGCGGGAGCGCGAGAAGCUUGAGGACCUGGAGGCUGAGCUGGCGGACGAGGAGUUCCUCUUUGGGGACGUGGAGCUGAGCCGACACGAGCGGCGGGAGCUCAAAUACAAGCGGCGCGUGCGGGAUCUGGCCCGGGAGUACCGGGCGGCUGGGGAACAGGAGAAGCUGGAGGCCACCAAUCGCUACCACAUGCCCGAGGAGACCCGAGGACAGCCCACACGAGCUGUGGAUCUCGUGGAAGAGGAGUCUGGAGCCCCUGGGGAGGAGCAGCGGCGCUGGGAGGAGGCCCGCCUCGGGGCAGCGUCCCUCAAGUUUGGGGCCCGAGAUGCAGCCUCCCAGGAGCCCAAGUAUCAGCUGGUGCUGGAGGAAGAGGAGACCAUCGAGUUUGUCCGGGCCACUCAGCUCCAGGGCGACGAGGAGCCGGCAGCUCCCCCCGCCCCAACUCAGGCCCAGCAGAAGGAGUCCAUCCAGGCCGUCCGCCGCAGCCUCCCCGUGUUCCCGUUCCGAGAGGAGCUCCUGGCCGCCGUCGCCAACCAUCAGAUCCUGAUCAUCGAGGGCGAGACUGGCUCGGGCAAGACCACCCAAAUCCCGCAGUACCUCUUUGAGGAGGGUUACACACAGAAGGGUAUGAAGAUUGCCUGCACCCAGCCCCGGAGGGUGGCCGCCAUGAGCGUAGCUGCCCGAGUGGCUCGGGAGAUGGGUGUGAAGCUUGGGAAUGAGGUUGGCUACAGCAUCCGCUUUGAGGACUGCACGUCAGAGCGAACUGUCCUGCGCUACAUGACAGACGGGAUGCUUCUUCGGGAGUUCCUCUCUGAACCUGACCUUGCGAGUUAUAGCGUGGUGAUGGUGGAUGAGGCCCAUGAACGGACUCUGCACACAGACAUUCUUUUUGGAUUGAUCAAGGAUGUCGCUCGAUUCCGACCUGAGCUCAAGGUCCUGGUGGCUUCAGCCACACUGGACACUGCCCGCUUUUCUACCUUUUUUGAUGAUGCCCCCGUCUUCCGAAUCCCUGGACGCAGGUUUCCAGUUGACAUCUUCUAUACCAAGGCCCCAGAGGCAGACUACCUGGAGGCCUGCGUGGUGUCGGUGCUACAGAUCCAUGUGACCCAGCCCCCUGGGGAUAUCCUGGUGUUCCUGACAGGACAGGAGGAGAUCGAGGCUGCCUGCGAGAUGCUCCAGGAUCGCUGCCGCCGCCUGGGCUCCAAAAUCCGGGAGCUCCUGGUGCUGCCCAUUUAUGCCAACCUGCCUUCCGACAUGCAGGCUCGGAUCUUCCAGCCCACGCCCCCCGGGGCCCGAAAGGUGGUCGUGGCAACGAACAUUGCGGAGACCUCGCUCACCAUUGAGGGCAUCAUUUACGUGCUGGAUCCAGGGUUCUGUAAGCAGAAGAGCUACAACCCCCGCACGGGCAUGGAAUCGCUCACCGUCACACCCUGCAGUAAGGCCUCAGCCAAUCAGCGAGCUGGUCGGGCAGGGCGGGUGGCUGCAGGGAAGUGCUUCCGCCUGUAUACCGCCUGGGCCUACCAGCAUGAGCUGGAGGAGACCACGGUGCCUGAGAUCCAGAGGACCAGCCUGGGCAACGUCGUGUUGCUGCUCAAGAGCUUAGGGAUCCAUGACCUGAUGCAUUUUGACUUCCUCGACCCUCCGCCGUAUGAGACCCUGCUGUUGGCUUUGGAGCAGCUGUACGCGCUGGGAGCUCUCAACCACCUGGGGGAGCUCACCACGUCUGGUCGAAAGAUGGCAGAGCUGCCCGUGGACCCCAUGCUGUCUAAAAUGAUCCUGGCCUCGGAGAAGUACAGCUGUUCAGAGGAGAUCCUGACAGUGGCUGCCAUGCUCUCUGUCAACAACUCCAUCUUCUACCGACCCAAGGACAAGGUCGUCCAUGCCGACAAUGCCCGAGUCAACUUCUUCCUCCCUGGUGGGGACCACCUGGUUCUGCUGAACGUUUAUACACAGUGGGCUGAGAGUGGUUACUCUUCCCAGUGGUGCUAUGAGAACUUUGUACAGUUCAGGUCCAUGCGCCGAGCCCGGGAUGUUCGGGAACAGCUGGAGGGGCUCCUGGAACGUGUGGAAGUCGGUCUCAGUUCCUGCCAGGGGGACUAUAUCCGUGUCCGGAAGGCCAUCACUGCCGGUUACUUUUACCACACGGCACGCUUGACCCGCAGCGGCUACCGCACAGUCAAACAGCAGCAGACAGUGUUCAUUCAUCCCAACUCUUCCCUCUUUGAGGAACAGCCACGCUGGCUGCUCUACCAUGAACUUGUCUUGACCACCAAGGAAUUCAUGAGACAGGUAUUGGAGAUUGAGAGCAGUUGGCUUCUGGAGGUGGCUCCUCACUAUUAUAAGGCCAAGGAACUGGAAGAUCCCCAUGCUAAGAAAAUGCCCAAGAAAACAGGCAAGACACGAGAAGAGCUAGGGUAAUAAAGAGGGAAUGUAAAAGAACAAACAGAACCUAACAGCAGCUCCUUUUCCUUAUGUACAUUAUUUAAUAUCUACUAAUAAAAAUAUUUUUGGAGUAAAGCUACAGGGAA